This is a messenger RNA of Peromyscus maniculatus bairdii (prairie deer mouse), 5149 nucleotides long. It is a transcript of the gene Rasd1, whose product is annotated as ras related dexamethasone induced 1. The record is from RefSeq and is a predicted model, not a curated record. Lineage: Eukaryota; Metazoa; Chordata; Mammalia; Rodentia; Cricetidae. Gene Ontology annotation, molecular function: GTP binding; GTPase activity; G-protein beta-subunit binding. Gene Ontology annotation, cellular component: cytoplasm. Gene Ontology annotation, biological process: signal transduction.
UUCCUGGUGCUGUCUGGGAUUCACAGAGAACUGUUUCUCAAAAGACCUCAGCAAUAGGCUGGAGCCACAGCCUUUCCUGGGCAGCGGACACCCUGGGUCACCUGCCAUCCAUGCCCCAGCACUCACGGGACAUGCCCUCGCUGCUGGGAGACCCAGAUCAUCCUGAGGGUGGAGGUCUAUCAGGUUGACACUGACAUUCCACUAAGAUUGCCAUCCGAAGGCAGGAGCUAGUGGAUAAAUCCCCCCACUCCCCACCUCCCCAUCCCCCAUCCACCCGAGCUGGGUAAAAUUCAGCUGGAGAGAUGGAAAGUGUGGGCAGAAGUUGACAUUGGGCAUUAGAGGGGACCAAAGGACAGCCUUCCUCUGCUCCUCCUGGCACUGUAUGGCCAUUAGCAGCUGGGCCCACCUUGACCCCUAGGAUUCCAGGUUCCUGGUGGAUGGCUUAGGGGUACCUAAGCUUGCUGGACUUUGGGGUGAUUGUCCCAACUCACCAGAGGCCCUCAUCCCUUAGUCUCCGUUGCCUUCCUUUGUCAGGGCUCCUCACUGGCCCAGAAAGCCUUGUGAGAUUUGAGGAGUCCAAAGGAUCAGCCUGUGUCCAUUCCAGCCCAAGGCUAUGAAGCCUCGGGGGGCUCACAGGACAGUAUCUAAGUGCUACCCUCACCUGACAUCUUGUUAUUGUCACCCAGGACCCUGGCCAAGACUUGAAUGGAUUUUCACAAGUGCCCUGGGCCUAACAGCUCACUGUGCACGGAUCUCCCAGCUUACAUUUCCAGGCCCUCUGAGGAGGCCUGAGCUUCCCCUCCCGGCCCCAGGCCAGAGCACGGGCUGGAGUCUCAGGUUAGGCAGACAAGGAUGACACCUUCUGUUAGUGUGGCCUCAGAUUCUUGUUGCCCUGUUCCUUGACAGAGUCUAGGGCUGUCAUCCUGAGCCCUGCCCUCCCUCAUACACUUCUGGUGGGUGGAAAGAAGAUGCCAAGAGCAGCGAAGCGAUCAAGCUUCACCCGUGUCCUCGCUGUAGCUAGUCCCAUGCAGGUCCCAUCCCACAGCCCUGGCAGAUGUCGUGCUAAGCCCAGGCCAGAGGAACACUGGUACCGUUGGUACCAAAUGGAGCAGAGAUGGCUCCGUUGCCAAUGCUGGCCCUUAUCUGAUCCUCCGCACCAAGGGACUCAGCUCUGAUCGCUGCUGUCCCCACAUGGACCUACUGGCUCGCUUGCCAGGCUGCGGGUUUGGGCAGAGGGAAGAGGCAGCACCAGCUCUCUGACAGCUGGGGAGAGGCGACAGCCAAGGCACACAUGGAGGUGAUAUGAUUUCAGAGGUGAGAAGGAGCUGCAGAGGGCUCUAGGGAGAGGAACGGGAACCUACAGUUUGUUCUCUGAGAACAGAGGGCCAUAUGUGUUCUUGUCAUACACUCAGCAGGCCUGGGCACGUGUGUCUGAACCCCAACAUGUCAGUCAGAGUCCGGCAGGAGACAGAGAGGGGAUGGAGCCCCCGGGAGGCUCUGCAGGCCGAGGUGGGCCGGUUGCCAGAGAGCUGGGCCCGCCUCCCGAUGAGCUGGCCCCGUUGCUUUGAGCCCAGGCCACGUCAGUUCAUUGUGGUGGGAGCACACAGUAGGGCAAGCUGCUCACCUGAUGGCCAAGAGUCAGCAGCAGUGAGAAGGGCUGGGGCCCCACAAUCACAUUCACAAAGGCACUCUCACAAUAACCUCAAGGCUACCCACCAGGCCCCACCUCUCAAAGGCUUCUCAAGAGCACACUCUGGGGACCCAGACUUACAGCCUCCAGACUCUGGCAAGUGACCGUGUUUGGUGAGGUCCUUGCUGGUGGAGACUGCAGAGUCCCAGAGUGCCCCUAGGGCAUUGCAUGAUGGGACCACACCUGUGUCCUGCUGGACUCACCCCCCUGCUGCUCUUCCAAUGUGGGGAGAGCUGGACCAGAUCUUUGGCCUGCCACUUCUGAUCUUUUUUUGUUUGUUUUUGUUUUUGUUUUUCAAGACAGGGUUUCUCUGUGUUAACAGCCCUGGCUGUCCUGGAUCUCACUUUGUAGACCAGGCUGGCCUCAAACCCACAGAGAUCCGCCUGUCUCUACCUGCCUGUGUGCUGGAAUUAAAGGUGUGCUCCACCACUGCCCGGCUCACCCACCCUUCUAUUCUUACCCCUUGGAUCUCCUGGGACUGGAGACCCAGGGGAAUGGUGACAUUGGCUCUGGCCCUCCUGAGUCAGGGCCCCAGCCUUCCACACAGUGCCUUCUGGAGGCAAAGGGCCUCGCUCUGGGGUUAGCUGCCCUCACGUGCAGCCUUGAGUGGCCCCUUCCUGCAGCGAGCACCCUGUACAUACAUAGCAGUCCUGUGUUUGGCUCGGGCUCAGGUCCUUCUCACAGAUGAGGAGAGACACUCCCCCCAGAUGGAGAAGGGAGGGGAGCAUCGGCAGGGGCAAGAACUGAGAGUGGCGAAGGACUCACCCCACCUGGCCUGUCCUAGAUCUAGCCGAUGAGGCCCGGGUUGCUCAAUGGCUAUGGAUGUUGAAGCAGCCUAGGAGGGAAGGGGAAUGAAUAUGGAUGUCCUGCUGGACUGAAAUGGGCCAGACAAUUGCAGCAGCUUCUGCAGUGGACAUUGUUGUGGGGGGCACAAGCAGAGGUGUCGACGGGACAAUGAGAACCAGGUGGUCCAAGCCCCAGGCCUGCUUGCUAGGUAAGCAGCUUGCUUCUUUGAGCCUUAGUUUCUUCAUCUGUAAAGUACAGAGUGCUGCUUCUCUGUCUCCAGUGCUCUCUCCAAGGAGGGUAUUAUCACAGGACCAGGACCACCAAAUCAACACCCCCAGGCCAUGUAGCGCCGGGCAGGAUGGCUGCUGCUGCUCUACAGAGGCUGAGCUUCUGCUGAGAUCCUGGGUCAUAAGGAAGGGUUGAAAACCUUGGGGGCACUCUGCAAAUAUCUCAACAGGUGGGGAUGACUUAGCCCUGCUCCUGGGGCACAAAGACUACCUGCUAGGCUCCUCUCCUUGCCACAACUUUCGGCCUCCCAGCGUGUCCGCGGGGCUCUCUGCUUCCCUCUGGUGGCAGAAGCGCAAAGCGCGGAACCUUCGCGCAGAAAAACCCCAAAACACGGAACACAACGCCCGGAAAGUUGGCACGGACCCGCGUACCUAAGGGGCUGGCGCUGGGGCAAAUGCCCAGCAAACAUGCUGUUAUCACCAAAUCAUAUUUUCUGGGAAACCGGGGCCCAAGGAAGUGAAUGUCCGCACAUUGGUGUUGAGAGAAUGGGGAUCCCAGAGGUCAGAGAGUCACCCGCACAGCCAGGACCCCUGUGGCCGAAGCUGGGAAGCGCCAGAUCCUCGCACUGCGGUAGUUUGGAGUUAGUUUUCCUCCCAGCGCACGUAGGGCUGGAGUGGAGCUGCAGGCUCCAAGGCGGAGGUCGCUGUGUCUGGGAGGAGCAGGGCGCGCCCGGGGGCGGGACGUGACGCACCUUGGCUGGGAGGCGCCAGCCCCGGCGCUUCGGCCAGCUGCAUAUAAGGGCGGUGUGGGGCGCUGAAAACCAGAGCUCGCUGUCUCCAAGCGCCCAGCCAAGCUCUAGCGGUCCUGAAGCCAAGCCCUUCCACCACUCCCGAGCCUCUGCCUUCUCUCGGCCCCGCAUCUGCCCCCGGGGUCUCUCUGCCCAAUGAAACUGGCCGCGAUGAUCAAGAAGAUGUGCCCGAGCGACUCUGAGCUGAGUAUCCCUGCCAAGAACUGCUACCGGAUGGUCAUCCUCGGCUCAUCCAAGGUAGGCAAGACCGCCAUCGUAUCGCGCUUCCUCACGGGCCGCUUCGAGGACGCCUACACCCCUACCAUCGAGGACUUCCACCGAAAGUUUUACUCGAUCCGCGGCGAGGUCUACCAGUUGGACAUACUGGACACGUCCGGCAAUCAUCCAUUCCCUGCCAUGCGGCGCCUCUCCAUCCUAACAGGAGACGUUUUCAUUCUGGUGUUCAGCUUGGACAACCGCGACUCAUUCGAGGAGGUGCAAAGGCUCAAACAGCAGAUUUUGGACACCAAGGCAUGUCUCAAGAACAAAACCAACGAAAAUGUGGACGUGCCCCUGGUCAUUUGCGGUAACAAAGGGGACCGGGACUUCUACCGCGAAGUGGAGCAGCGGGAGAUUGAGCAGCUGGUGGGCGACGACCCUCAGCGUUGUGCCUACUUCGAGAUCUCGGCCAAGAAGAACAGCAGCCUGGACCAGAUGUUCCGUGCGCUCUUUGCCAUGGCCAAGCUGCCGAGUGAGAUGAGCCCUGACUUGCACCGCAAGGUGUCCGUGCAGUACUGCGACGUGCUGCACAAAAAGGCUCUGAGGAACAAGAAGCUUCUGCGUGCAGGCAGCGGCGGCGGCGGCGAUCCCGGGGACGCCUUUGGAAUCUUGGCGCCCUUUGCGCGCAGACCUAGCGUGCACAGCGACCUCAUGUACAUUCGUGAAAAGACCAAUGUCGGCAGCCAGGCCAAGGACAAGGAGCGCUGUGUCAUCAGUUAGGUGCCCCCAGCAUCGGCCACACAACCUGAGGACCUUUUUUGUUCAAAAGUCAAAUCAGAUUCCCGGGCUAGCCCGCGCGCUCCGUGCCGUGAGGGGUGCCAACUGGCCUUCUCCCUCGCUUCCUGCGACCUAGCCCUGCGUACCGGGAGACGCUGCCAGACCAAUAAGGGACAGUCAUCUGUUGGGAAAGGAAAGAGAACUGGCUAAGACUGGACUCUCUAGCCACUGAUACCCCCCGCUGGUGCCUGCCCUCACUUGUGGGAUGCCAGGACCCAGCAGAGGUACUUGGCUUUUUUCUCAGACUUGAGAAUGAGAGUGUGUGAAGUUCAUCAGCCUGUGAGACUUCAAGUAUCGGUCCUGCCUGCUGAAGGGCCAGGACCAACAAGGCAUUAUCCUGUCUGUGAUUGGUGUUGCCAUGACAGCUGUCAGCCACUUCAGCCCUCCGCGACUGGAAACUUGGGCGCGAGGUGGGGGUUCAAUCAUAGGCAAGAGACUUGUUUACAUGUGUGUGUGUGGAAUUGCUCAAAGAAAAAACACAAAACUUGCACUUUAAUUAAGUUCCAGUGUCAACAUGACAUGAACAAAAUCUCUACAUUUCUAUUGUGUGAGGUCUUUAUUAUUUUUUUAUUUAAAAUAAAAAUAAUUUUAAAAAUUAAAAA